UAUGCAUAACUGACGUGACUGAUUAGUCAUGAUCGCCCUUGUGUGAUCACAAAUUGCAGAUCAGUCGAGGCUGCUGACUGUAUGAAGUCGCUGACUUUACUUCCUUUUUUCAAAAUGACAAUCUUCUACAACUGCGGAUUAGAACACAAAGAAAGACAAGGCACUUUGUGUGAUUAGCUGAAGACAAUUAGGACCUAUCAGCAGAUCGUGCAAGAAAAUCGACAUAUCACACGAAGAUCAGGUGAUUGCACUGAUCAACCGAUCAUGACGAACAUUAACAUAAUUAAGUCCAAAUAGAGUAAGGUUACUGUGUUGCCUGCAGCAUGGAGUCAGGAUGCAGCAGGAACGAGGUGGCAUGCCAUGGAUAAACCGAGUUGACGGUGAAGGCGACACACACUGCAGAUUGUCGACCGGCGCCCAGAAGAUAGAGCAGUGUUAGAGAGUCAGCCUCUCAAUGAGCAUGCCACUGAGUUCACUGUUCCGCAGCAAUGAGAUCAAACUCUCCGAGAAGAAUGAGGCCAGUGUGGUGCGAGACUGCCUGAUGGGGGAGCUGGAGUACCAGAUGCGAGAGCGCCAGCACACCCAGUGGCAGCGGGAGGAGGACCGCAAGAAGAAGCAGGGUGUGGCCGAUUACAGCUGGCUGGUCAGCACCCCGCCCAAGUACUACGCCCCACCCCAGCUGCAGCUGCUGCAGCUGGAGGAGCUGUGCUCCGAGGUGCGGCCGGCUGAGACGGGGCGGGUCAUUAACCGCUUCCGGGAGGUGCUGGUGCGGGAGCCCCGGGUGGAGGAGAUCCCACUGCUGCUGAAGGCCGUGAUGCACCAGGUGAUCCAGGAGCGGCCCCAGGAGGAGACGCUAGGCGAGUGGGUGGCCAAACGGACUACCAGCCUCACGCGGCUGCGCAGCAACGUCCGUGUGUCGCCGCUGAACACAGCAGAUGCCGGGGACAUGGACAGACAGGUGACCCAGCGCUCACUGAGCAUGCCAGAGUUUAGCACCAGGACAAGGACUUCUCAGCCUCGGAGCCUGGCCGAGUUCUGCACAAACUUUGAUGACCUUCCAGUGUGACAAUUUUUUGCUACAACUGUUCAACAUUAAGUUGAUGUCAAUCUUGUCAGCCAAAUCAUUUGCCAGCAUCCAAGUUUGUUUUUUACCAUGCUCCACUGUUUUGACAGGGUAGUUGACACCUUGUUUACAAUAUACCUCACCAGUUUCUUUGUGAUAAAGGAUGUCAAACAGCUGUUGUGAUGAAUGACCAAAAAAAAUCAAUUUCUUUCAAGAGUGUCCUUGAGGAACUGGGUACUUCAGUGAAGAACAAGGUAACAGCUCUUUUUUUUUUCUGAAAACCUGAAAAUGUCCGGGAGAAUGUUGACUUUUUUCAGGGAAGUAAUCAUUGGCGUGAUGUCAAAGAAUGCAUUGUAUUUGUAUAUGUAUUAUGGAUAAUAAAGAAUCCACGGAAAAGUAAUUUACAGAACAUGUACAAUGUGUUCUGCACAUUAAUCAGUUAAUGUAAAAAAGUGUGCUACAGGAAACAUGCAUUCACUUCUGCAUAAAUGAAAAGUUGGGUUAAAGAAAUGUCUACUUUGGGACUCCUGAAUAGCAUAUUCUGGUACCGGUAACUACCAUUCAUAAAUUCUUUGUGUUAAAUAACUUCUAUUUUAAGAAUUGAUGUGGAUUUUGUGUUCUUUUUAUGUACAGUAUACAUAGAGUUGGUGUUCACAUUUACAGUGUACUUCUACACAAUUUAUAACUCAACCUUAUAUACCGGUAGUCUUCGUAAAUGACCAAAUCCUCAUUUCUUAGGUACAUGUGCAGUCACAAGUCCUGCCAUACCUAAUUUGUAUCUGUGAAAGAUGAGUCGAAGUGCCUGAUCACAUCUUAUGCAAAUCUAAAAAAAAAAAAAGAGUAGUUCGCAUGAACCCUUAGGUAAUAUUCUGUGUUUCAUUCUUAUUCCCACCAGUCUCUUCAAAUCCAUCACCUCGGUGUCAAAAACCAAUGGCGCAUUCUUCACUCUUGAUCAAGGACCUCAAGCCCAGUGUAGAGUUACAGCUUGGCCCAGUAGUCUUGAAUUUGUAUACGUAGACAUGAAUGCAGUUCGGAAAGAUUUAAAGUGCAGACAUGCUCUGAACUGACUAAACAAAGACAAGUGCAUGCAGUGAAACAUUUCCAGGGAGUGUUUUCUGAAUAAUUACUAUCAAAAGACAAUACGCCGGCAUGUGUGUUCACACUGUAUUUUCAGUGUGGUUGGGGAGUUGUGACAAAUCUUAAGCUCACUCGGAUGGGAUUCAAACCCACAACGUCCUGCUUACCUGUGUAGACGUCGGGCGAUUUCUUGAAAUGCGGUUUUUAUAUAGUACAAGGAGACCCCAUUACUUACAUGUAUAUGCAUGUUCCAUGUGUUCUUUAACUUGAGGCAAAUUUAACAUAUUCUUACAUCCUAUAUGCAUGCAUCAGCAUGGCACCACUGCGGUACUUAGCUUGUAACUCAGAUCAGUGUAAUUAAGUGCAGCACUAAUGACCUACAUGUAUGUGGACUUCAAGAUGAAACAAAAACUUCUGAUUCAAGAGAAUGCUUAGAGAGUUCCCUUAAAACGGAAACAAAAGUCCUCAUCUUGGUUAGCAGAAGUGGUCUGUCAGUCACUUAUUUAGGACAAGAAAAGAUAAAUUUAUGCCAUUAUCAUUGUUUGCCUUCUUUUUUUUAUAGGCGAUCCAUGUUUGAAUACGCAUGUAUAUUCAUUGAUUUUGAACAAGUAGGUGUAACUUUGAACUUUUUAGUUUAAUGACUAAAAGUUUAUUAAACUUUCUACUGCUGGUGUAAAAAAUGCAGCUGUUGUAGGACCUUUACUGCAGUUUACGUUCUAUUUGUUGGGGAGUGUACAUCUGUCUCACAAGUUUUAAAUUGUACUAUUCUUGGGCCUGUCCAGACACAAGAAAAACCCACUUCAGACUAAACUUUUGUUAAUAAAAUACUCAGUCAUUUUGAAUUUAAAUGUGGUAUAAUAUCAUAAUAUUGGUUCCCGUGCAGUUUGAGCCAGACAGGGUUGCAACAGUGACUUCGUGUUUGACAUGCUCUGUCAAAAAAUGAUUGAUUAUUAUUGUUUUCAGUAGUUUUGUUUUUCUUUGCAUUUAGGAACAGCAAACUUAGUUCUUUUAUUUUGAUGUAUCACUGAUUUUCGGCAGCUGGAUAAAAAAUACUGACCGUUCCCACUGGUUCUGUCAAGGCUUGUCAGUCAAAAGGGGCUCUGGUGACUUGUGAAUCAUUUUCACAAUGAAGGUAUUGAUUUCUGGGUUAAUAUAUGCAUAAAACUUCGGCACUGGGUAUUUUGAAAGAUGAAGAAAAAUUUCAGCUGUUGGACACUCUCAAAAGAGCUUUAGGAACUGUGGUAUAUGCACUUUGUACACACUUAAGCAUGAUUGCUUGUUCCGUAAUUGUGGGAACAACCACAGGGUAUUUCAUCUCUUUUGUGGGGUCCUAAUUUCCCAACAAAAGAAAUUGUCCCCUUAACCCAGUGAAAGCCUACCCACACACACUCACAUAUCAGCAAAUUUUCUCUUACUAUUAUCUUUUUAAAUCUAAGACUUGUAAGCAAACGUGUAGGAAAUAAAUACUAAGCAUGAAUAUCAAAACAGACUUUGAAGUAAGAACCCCCUAAAAAAACAAAUUUUAAGUUUCAAUGAAUAAAAGAAAAAAUGGGUGUACAUUUCAGUCAACUUAAAUUAUUAAGUGAUGGAUAAUACAAAGGCUGAUUUACUCAUCCAAUUAACAGAUCCAGUCAGCAAAUAUAUGUAAUUAGAUGAUUAAUGACACAUGAAGCAUAUUUGACAUGUAUCAGAAUACAUGUGUAUUUUGCCAGUGCCAAAUGAUAAAUACAAUGAGCAAAGAAAAAAAUCCCCCACCAAAAUCAGAGCAAGGAAAGACUAAAUUCUUGAAGUACAUUUUUCAAAUCAGUUUCCUUAAAAAGGGACAGCUUUUAUGAUGGUCUGAAAAAUAGCUCAUUUUCUUGAAGCAGUUUUUUUCUUGACGGGCAUUUUUUUUUACAUUUUGAAACUAGAAGCUGCUACUAUGAAUAGAAAAGUUGUAUCAUUGUCUGUGGGCAGUAUGUCACAGUUAACUCCACCCCUCAGAAGACAAACGACGUCAAAUUAAACAAUACCUUCUGCUUGAGAAGACUGUUACAAUUAUUUUAAUUUGUGUGGUUCUGAAAAGAAAACAGCUGGUUAAUAAUUCAGACUGUUUGAUCUGUUGUUUCCUCAGGUUAUGUUCUCGGCAGUCAAUUUGCCCCAGAACAGUUAGUUGGAAUGAGACACAAUUCAUGAUACAGCAAAUGGCUCAAGGGAGCAAUGAUACAGCAGUGAUGUCGUCAUACAUGCACUUCAGUUGGCACCAAGAUAAAUGCAUCUGCAUAGUGCGGAAUAGGCGCAUUGGUCCAAUUACACAAAAGCCUUCAUGGUAAUGGACGUAAUCAUGUUGAUCGUUAAUAUUGGAAGUAGCAAUAUCCUCUGAUGAAAAAAUAAAAAAUAAAAAAAAUGACAGGAUAUGCUCUAGAGUUCUUAGGUAACAAGGACUUGAGAUUGGGGAGUAUUGACCAACACUAUAAGUUACUGUUACGCAAACAAGGAUUAACUUCAGAUAUUGGGACUUUGCCAUGAGUAAAUGUUGUUUCUAUAUAUGUAAUUUACAUUUGUAGAAGGGAUAAGACAAACAUUUCUACAAAACGUGUCUAAAUGUAUACCCAAUCCAGAAUUAAAACAGUGAGAGACUACUAGGUAAAGGUUUGAAUCUAACUUGUAUCGAACUUGGGGAGAAAACCAUGAAUAUGUUCACUUUAAUUU
Molecule: messenger RNA, 4831 nt
Organism: Acanthaster planci (crown-of-thorns starfish)
Lineage: Eukaryota; Metazoa; Echinodermata; Asteroidea; Valvatida; Acanthasteridae
Product: protein RD3-like
Source: RefSeq, a predicted model, not a curated record